Molecule: messenger RNA, 1358 nt
Organism: Corticium candelabrum
Lineage: Eukaryota; Metazoa; Porifera; Homoscleromorpha; Homosclerophorida; Plakinidae
Exons: 6
Coding region: 74-1192 (372 amino acids)
Source: RefSeq, a predicted model, not a curated record
CAUCUAAUUUACAUCGCUAUGCAGGAUUUCGUACACUAGCAAACCAUUGAUACCACAUGUACAGAAGGACUUCAUGCUCGUAUUGACACUCUCCGCACUUCUCCUCCAAACGAGUGCCGUCGCUUGCAUUAGAUGCGGCUCUCAGCAGACACUUGGAAACGUGUCAUUCACAUUCUACACGUUGACACCCACGGAAGUUACAGUUUUCGCGCAGUUCUUCGACUCCAACGGUUUUGCUGACUGGAUCUCUGACACUAGCGGAGCACGGGUAGGACAGGGAUACGUGCUGAGGUCUUCAAAGGUUUCUAAAGACCGACUGAUCCUUCCAAACGUUACAGAAUCGUUCGACAACUCGUCGUACAGAUACGUUCUGCACGGCAGGGCUAGUGGAACGGCGACUGUGAGAACCGGAACUAUUCCGUCUGUUUCUUUACGAAACGAGUCGGAGCUGCGAGAGUAUGUUGUAGCGCCGGGAGAGAGACCGCAUCCUUUGUGUUUGUCGGUGUUUGGAAAGCCGGUGCCCUCUGUUUCGGUCACUAGAGGCGCGCAUGUGCGAGUCCCAUUCAAUUGGACGAACGGCAGUCGCUGUUUGCAAGUGGAAGACUCAUUAGCACCGUAUGAGGAGAUUGUGGUUUACAGUGUGGUCGCGUCGAACUGCUUCGGGAACAGCACUAUUUCGUUUUCAGUGGAAGUGAGAGGUGGUGGUGACAGUGAUGAAGAAGUAUUUCCUUGGUGGGCAGCUGUCAUUGUUGUUAUUGGGUGUGGUGUACUCGGAGCUUUCAUUCUGUGUCUCGUCUGUUGUGUGUGUCGUCGAAGAGCUCACAGACACCUCGAAGUCAGAGAAAACAAUGGGAAGAACUCUUGCAAUAAUAAUAAUAAUAAUCCGGACGACAUACAGUACAUCGAAAUGAAUCCAUCGAAGGCAUCACCAUCGCCAGGACGAUAUUCGAAUGCAUUACGACCAGAGUCGAGUCACACUCUCUCGGUGAAGCCGUAUGCAACAAUCCAAAUUACCGCAGCAGAUCCGGUUCUUUUAGGCUCACCCGCUGUUGGCAGUGGAAACGGCACCUUAAAUCAUGAGAAUGAUGAUUACGAAGUGAUGACUAUGGUAUCCAAGAAAUCUCAGAACGACUAUGAGUACGAGACUGGAUAUGUUGCAGUCUCGAUGAAAGCUAGCGAUCUCGAUCAGUAGGUCGUACGUAUUGGUGAUAAAAUCCACAUCGUUUUCACCGUGUGUCACUCGAUUCGGUUGCAUCGUGAGUGUACAUUUUUGUGAACGAUAAAUUAGCGUUUUAUAGAAUAGAAAUUAUAUUAAUAUAUUAGAAGCAAGAGAAAGUGAGGUUUGAUAACAGCUACAA